Messenger RNA from Rotaria sp. Silwood1, 219 nucleotides. The record is from the annotation of a GenBank genome assembly. NCBI's taxonomy places the organism in Eukaryota, Metazoa, Rotifera, Eurotatoria, Philodinida, Philodinidae.
AUGCCAAUUAACAAUAGUCAGGCCAAUUCUCAUCCAUUUUUUAGAGCAUCGACAUCGACGGCUAACUCGACUACUGGAUCGGCAACAACAACUGUUAAUGCGACUGCUACAUCAGCAUCAACAACUGUUGGCGCGGCUACUACAUCAGCAUCAACAACUGUUAGUACGGCGACUACAUCAGCAUCAACAACCGUUAGUACGACUAGUACAGGUGAGUGA